Molecule: messenger RNA, 870 nt
Organism: Penicillium cinerascens
Lineage: Eukaryota; Fungi; Ascomycota; Eurotiomycetes; Eurotiales; Aspergillaceae
Exons: 2
Coding region: 1-870 (289 amino acids)
Source: RefSeq, a predicted model, not a curated record
AUGGGCUCACAUCGCUGGAGAUUGCCCGAUGUGCAGCCGCUGACGCGCGAUGGCUUUCUCGGUAUGUUACAUGGCCAUACUGCGGCGAUUCGAGUCCCCGAGUUCGUCAGCCGUCAUCAUGCGCAGCGCUUCGAAAAGUACCUGCAUCCGUUGCUACGUCCGUACUCGCAUAUAGCGGGCCCUAGCGUGGACAAAGUUGGUCUCGCACAGUUUGAGUUUCAGGCGCAGUCAGCCGAGGACUUUCAAGCCCGAGGUUCCGAUGCUCAAGAUCGAUACUUCACUCAAGUCGCGCAAUUGACGGAUUUACAUGCACGCAUUGCCAAAAAUACAGGCGACAAUCCAUGGGAGCGAAUUUUAACGAUGCUACAGGAGCUAGUACCGGAGCAUGAGGUGCGAGUGGCCCACGAGCCGGACGGACGCCGCUACCAUGCAGGUAUCUAUCGCAGUAUCAACAACUCGACUCCGAUCCACUGCGACUGGUCUCCCUACGACUCGCUCACUGAGGACUGGGUGAUCAAUCGGGUGACCCACCAGGCCGUCUUCAAUCUGUAUCUUGCUCCGAUAAUUGACGGCGAAACGAUUCUGUACGAUCGUAUCUGGGAGGAAGAGCUGCUCCAGUACCGGGACCCAAACACGUAUGGCUACUUCCGCGAGGCAGUAGAUGGCUGCGCCACUGUUACCUUGCGGCCGUCCGUCGGGGAUCUGUGUCUGUUCAAUACGCGCAAUCUGCAUGAGGUCAAGUCGACAGGAUCGGAAAUUCAUCCCGAUGGAGGGCUCUGGCAGCGACCACGAUUGACUCUGAGUGCAUUCCUGGGACUCCUUCCGGCGGGCGUAUUGAGCGCGCGCCCCACCAUUAUCCUGUGGUCGUAG